GACCCAUCUUCCCUUCAGGUCAUUUUUGUCCCAAACUCAAAUGAAACCCUAGUUUGUUCUCUCGCCGAAGCGUAUCAUUGCCUUGCUGGAAAAUAGAAGGAAAAAUCACAUCUGCAACUCUUGGAGAAGAAAACAUGGUUGAUAAGGCUUUUCAUUGCAGAAGAUCGAAGGAGCUCACCGGACAUCUACAUCUCUCGGACAAAAAAACACGGUUUUCUUGGACCAAGGAAGAAAAAAACAAUUUGGAGGGUUCCGCCACAGUUUAUCAAAAGCUUACAGAAAUGAAAGUUGGAGGUAGCGGUCACAAUAUCCGGGGGGUUGAAUCUAGACGUACAUGGAGUAUAGGGGAGGAAGAUGCUUUGCUGUUUAUUUUAGAUGAGGUUGUAGCUAGUGGGCAGCGAUGUAACACAGAAUCAUUCAAGCCUGGCACAAUUACUAUGAUUGAGAGGCGAUUGGCUAAGAUAUGUCCUAACUCGGGGUUGCAAGUAAAUCCACACAUUGAGUCAAAGAUGAAAAAGUGGAAGAAGCAAUAUGGUAUAAUAUACGAUAUGCUAAACAAAAGUGGCUUGGAAUGACUCUCUUAAAUGUGUGGAAGUUGAUAGUGAUGAAAUUUGGAAAGUAUAUGUGCAGCUUUUGAAACUUUGGACAUCUUCUUUCAUUGAAUUUUUUAACUUGAUAUAUGAAGUUAUGUUUUUCUAUUGUUUACAAUUAAAAGUUUAUUUUUUUAUUUUAGAGUAAUACAAGUGCAAAGACAUGGAGAGGUAAACCGUUUUUGAUGUAGAUAGACUUGUUAAUAUUUUUGGAAAGGAUCGAGCAACAGGACAUGGAGCACAAACUCCAAUUGGUAUGGUCAAUGAUUUGAAUUUGAAGAGUGGAAAUGAACAAUUUAAUGAUGUGUGUUCUUCAAUGUCUAUGAAUGAAAUACAUAGUGAACUGUCCACUCAACCCAAAUCAAGAGGUAAGAGAAAAUCUGGGUUGAAGGAUGAUGACAUUGUGAGCGGGUUUGGCAAUGUAGCAGAGAAAUUGUUUGAUAAAUUGGCUGCAAAAUUAGAUAAAUCUGAAGCCAGUUAUCCAUAAUACUUAACUAUGGAGCUUGACAGGUUAGGCUUUUCUGUUGAUGACAAUCUCAAAAUCUCUAAGGCAAUGAGAUUGGAUUCAUCGAACUUUGAGGUUUUUAAGAUUAUUAGAACGGAUGUGGGCAAGAUUGAAUUUGCUAGAAAAUUUUUAAAUUACUCAGUAUUGUUGUGGGUCAUAUAUUUAAGAUUAUGUAUGAGGGGAUGAUAAUUAUGAACACUUGGAUUUGAACUUUAUGGACAUAUGUGGUA
This is a messenger RNA of Ziziphus jujuba (common jujube), 1325 nucleotides long. RefSeq lists its product as uncharacterized. The transcript has 4 exons. Lineage: Eukaryota; Viridiplantae; Streptophyta; Magnoliopsida; Rosales; Rhamnaceae. Bases 135 to 575 code for a protein of 146 amino acids. The record is from RefSeq and is a predicted model, not a curated record.